Messenger RNA from Dimorphilus gyrociliatus, 625 nucleotides. Lineage: Eukaryota; Metazoa; Annelida; Polychaeta; Dinophilidae. The record is from the annotation of a GenBank genome assembly.
AUACUGUUCUGCCUUUCUGCCGUCAUUUCAGACGCGAGUAGACGUCGUGCUAAAGAAAACUUAUAUUUCUUUUUCCAUCUCCUACAUACCUACAUAUUUUAAGAGGAUGAACACCCUCAAAGCUGUUUUAAUCGCCUGCUUGUUCUUGGCAGCUUUAACCGCUCCCAUUUCCGGUACAGAAGAAAAACAAUUGCCGGGAUAUUUUGAUCGAUUACGUAGAGGAAUUAUGCGCUAUGGAAAAAGGGACAGCAGUCUUGACGAAGAAAUUUUCAAAAGAAUAUUCAGAUAUGGAAAAAGAGCCGAUGAUGGAUUUGAAAGACAGGACCGAAAUGCCCAUAUACCGUUUAGAUUUGGGGAAAAAGAAGAAUAAUUUCUCAUAAAAUUUAUUUUUCUGUCCCUAUCUUUACACUUUAUUUUGUCGAAUUUUGUCGUAGCGCGUUAAGGGCUAUCUCCUGCAAUGUGUAACUGAGUAAAUCCGUACAAACAAUAUUUAAUAAAUAAUUCAUUUAGAGUAAACAAAUUUCUAAUAAUUUUUAUUUAUCAAUAUUUACCUAUUUGAAUUUUUUUCUUUAUUUGUUCUCUUUCUCUUUCUCUCUUUCUGUGUGUGUCUCUCUCUCUCUCUCUC